Molecule: messenger RNA, 1827 nt
Organism: Naegleria fowleri
Lineage: Eukaryota; Heterolobosea; Eutetramitea; Acrasida; Naegleriidae
Exons: 1
Coding region: 1-1827 (608 amino acids)
Source: RefSeq, a predicted model, not a curated record
AUGAAAAAACGCCAACAAGAGGAAAUUAUCGAAAUUCUUGAUGACGAUAAAGCCUUUGCUUCUUCUUCGGGAAAGGCAUUUUGUUGUUCCUUCGUGCUCUCCGUGAAGGAAAACAAAAUUUCAAGCCUCUUUCUCGACACUUCUAAAGCGCAUGUCGUCAAACAAAAAAGCAUUACCAAUUAUUUCAACAAACAAUCAUCAUCGAAAUCGUCACCACUUCAUGAAAAGAAAUCCAAACAGAUCAAACAAGAAAAGAAAUACUCUCAGAUCAUUCAAGCACCUUCCGAAAAAUGGUUCUCUGACAAGAUAUCUGUCUUGAAAGUGGAAGACAUUCAAGUUGUUUCUUCACAAUCAUCACUCUGUGCGAAUCCUUCACCACCAUUGUUUCAAAAAAUCAAUACACAACUUUCCUCUGACAUGAAUAUUAAGAAUAAGAAGGUAACAUUUCAAAUGAAUUGUUCCAUUUCGAGUGACUCGUCGAUUUGUGCACAUGUUUCAGUUCCAAUCAAAAACAAAAAGUCACAUCCCGUUGUGGUGACAUCAACCACUGGAACAAAAAGACAAAUUCCUCAAUUUGCUCUUUCCUUCUUAAAAUCAGCUUUGCAAAAAACAAUUCGAUUAGGGAAGGCAGAAUCCAGUGUUCGAAUUGCUUCUGUCAUGAUUUACAAAUUUUCCUUUUUAGAAUUUCUUAGAAGGAUUCUAGUCAUUAUUGUUGAAGACGCAAUUCUGCAUCCCAUGACAUCGCUCAUGGCCUGGAUGAUGACGUAUUAUAGUGGAAAACAUUUUUCAAGUGAGGAAUCGAUUGCAAUUCCAAAACUAUUUGUUGAUGCAUGUUUGCAAUUGGUUUAUGACAUUGCCAAUGUGAAAUUUAGAGAAAAUCUCCAUCAAAUUGAGGAAUUUUUAAAUGAAGAUGAAGUGAAUUCCCUCUUUCAAAACAAUCUAGAUGCAUUAUCUCCAACAGAAUCUACACUUCUUCGGUCUUUAUUUAUUCGAUCCUGCUUUGGAGGAAUGACAGGAGAUAUUACACUCUUAAACUCUCAAGCUUAUUUAUGGCAAUUAAGGUUUUCCAAACGAGUUGAAAUUCCAUCUUCCAUUCAAGAAUUGAAAUUCGAACAUUUCAAAAUUCCAAACAUUUUCCAACCACUCCUGACUCAACAAGAAUUUAACUCGAGCUCAGAAUGGUUCAAAUAUUUAUGUGCAAUCUAUUACCAUCCAGAUUUUAACAUGUGUGAAAAAGCUAGUCCACAACGCGAGAUCUUUAUUCAGACUUUCUGCAACAAACCUUUCAGUGGUGAAUUGUUCUUUGGAGAUUUAUUAGUGAGUUCGAUCGACUUUCAUUGUUUUCCAUCUCUUAUUGAAAAGUGUUGUAUCAAAUAUCAUCAACUAGAGGCUAAUAAUAGUGGAAAUAGUAGUACCUUUACUCCCACCUUCACCACAGCCACUCAUCACGCUUCACACAUUCGACAACAGCAACAAGAAUAUCAAAUCUCCAAUGAGGAAUUAUCGAAUUGCAUCAAACACAUUAUUUGGCACAAGAGCUCAAAAUUGAAUAUUCGAAAUAUCAUUUCCACCACUUUGAAUGCACCAACAUCUGAAAAGCAUCACCAAGAAGGUUUGAACUCUUCUUUAACUACGAACAGUUGUUCUUCUUCUAGAACCACCUCCAUCACCAUCAACACAUCAAGUACUUUGAAUGAUGAUUACAUUCAAUGGUUAGAAUUGGAAUGGAAUCAUUGCCUUACUCGAGAUGAGAACAACAUUUAUCAAGUAUUGGCACCUCAUUUGAAUCCUCUUCAUAUGAAAGCAUUUCAAGCGCAAUGUCUUUAA